Molecule: messenger RNA, 1372 nt
Organism: Prorocentrum cordatum
Lineage: Eukaryota; Dinophyceae; Prorocentrales; Prorocentraceae
Source: the annotation of a GenBank genome assembly
GUCUGGGCCCGAGGCGGCUUCCCACAGCAGCCAUCCCGCGCACGGCGCCGAGGAGCCCGCAGGACGUCCUCGGGCGGUGCCGCCCCCUUGGGGCCGCCGGGGGUGCCCCCCCCCCCCCCCGGGGGGCGCCGCCGCGAUGGCGCCGGCGGCGGCGCCCGUGAGGGCCUCGUGCCGGGCCUCGCGCGCAGCGCUGCCGCUGCGGAGGAACUCCAUACGGGUGCCGAAGGUGCACCCUGCCACUGGCUUGCCGUUGUCUAGGAACAAGGGCCAGCACCUCAUCCACAACAGGGGCGUGGUGGAGAAGAUGGUCGAGGCCGCGGACAUCCGCUCGCCCGACGCGGUGUACGAGGUCGGCUGCGGCACGGGGGAGCUUACCAUGCGGCUCUUGCCCUUGGCGCGCGAGGUGCACACUGUGGACAUAGAGGAGCGCAUGGUUCAGGAGACGGCCCAGCGUGCCGAGGCGUGUGGCUUCGCGAACCUCCGGACCUCCACUGGCGACGCCCUACGCGUCCCCAUGCCGGCGCGGUUCGACGUGUGCGUGGCGAACCUGCCGUACCAGAUCUCGUCCCCGUUCCUGUUCAGGAUCCUGAAGCGGAUCUCCGAGGGUCCCGCCUGGCGGUCCGCGGUGCUGAUGCUGCAGCGCGAGUUCGCGGAGCGCCUCCUGGCCGAUCCGGGGGAGAAAAGCUUCUCCCGGCUCUCGCUGGGCGUCCGCCUCUUCGCGCGGGCCGUGCGCCUCUUCGACGUCAAGAGCGGCAGCUUCGUGCCCAGGCCCCGCGUCGACUCCACCGUGAUCAAGCUGGAGCCGCGCGUGCCGGCGCCCGGGGUGGACUUCGCGGAGUGGGACGCCUUCGUGAAGCUGAUCUUCUCGAAGCGCCGCAGGACCCUGCGCAAGCAGUUCCGGAAGCUGUCGACCACCAGCAUGCUGGAGCAGAACUACAAGAUCUGGUGCUCGCUGGCGGGCGAGGCGCCCGCGCCGGGGCCCUUCCCCGACCUGGUGAUGUCGGUGCUGGAGGAGGCGGGAAUCGCGCACGCCCGCGCCUACGAGCUCGACCUCGACGACCUGCACGGCCUGCUGCGGGACUUUCACGGCCGCGGCAUCCACUUCGUGAACGUCCGCGGCCCGCAGGGCUUAGGCGCCCCGCUUGUGGCCGAAGGCGGGGCUGCCUUCUCGGAGCUGGGCCCGCUGGCCCGGGGGCAGCACCUAGGGCCGCCGGGAGCAGGAUUGGCGGGCGCGGCGCUGAGAGCGCCCCCGGCGCCGCCCGCGCUGAUCGGCGCGGGCCUGACCUACCCGUGAGGGCAAAUUCUGCCUCCCAGCGUGGGCCCCAAGCUGUGCGGUGUCAGCUACGUGGUGCAAGCUAUAUGUGUUGCAGCC